Messenger RNA from Ambispora gerdemannii, 450 nucleotides. NCBI's taxonomy places the organism in Eukaryota, Fungi, Glomeromycota, Glomeromycetes, Archaeosporales, Ambisporaceae. The record is from the annotation of a GenBank genome assembly.
CACGAUACAAGCUUUCGCCGUACAAACAAGAAUACGAACAGCGUGCACGAGAUCGUGCUCGCCGUGAACAACAGCUAGAAGAGGAGGAAGAGCGAAAACAUAAAGGUCUAAAACCUAAACCAGCUGACAAUGUUUUGGAUGAAGAGGGACCUCAUGAUUUGCUUAACUCGAAUAGAACCCAGUUGGUUCAAAGCACUAAUCAAAGAGCACUAGACCGAACUAUGAAAGUAGAGCAUAGUACAUUGGAUCAAGUGCAAAAACGAUUGGCUCGUUUAAAAAAAAAACAGAAAGAAGAGAAACCACAAGAAUAUGAUUUCGAAGCGCGUGUCGAACAGAUGCAUCAGCAAGAAGGAGAGGAGAAACAGAAAAAGGUUGAAAAUAAUACAGCUGCAGACAAUGAGGGUAAUGAGGGUGAAGGAUUGGAUCCGGAGAUGGCAAAGUUGAUGGGGG